GACCGCUGCUGGAAGCUGGGAAGGGGUUGUCUCUUCUUCCCCUCGAGUAUGGACACGAGUUCCGUCCUUCCACAUGCAUGGGAGUAAGAAACCGGACUUUACAGAUGAAGUUACGCGUCUCCACGUAGGUCUGAGCCACAGCUCAUCCCGGCGCAGACACCGUCCUCACAAGGAGGAAUGCCAGCUCCUGAGCAGAGCCCAGUGACGGAGGAGGGGCUUCUGCUGACCAUCCACAACAGUUCAGCUGGCCGCAAAAUGGAGGCUGACAGCACGGCCAAUAACAUCCUGGCCUCCGUCAAAGAACAGGAGCUUCAGUUUGAGCGGCUAACCAGGGAGCUGGAAGUGGAGAGGCAGAUUGUGGCCAAUCAGCUGGAAAGAUGCAGACUUGGGGCCGAGUCGCCAGGCGCUGGUAGCAGCAGCUCAUCUGACAAAUCCCUACCAUGGAGAAAUGCAGAUACCUCGGCCUCAGGGGACGCCAAGUCUCGAGUGACUGACAGCUCCCAGUCGCCCAGCUACCGGAUCAGGACCGAGUCGGAGCAGGUGUCUCUGUACUCCCCGGAGCAGUCCUCUCUUCAUGAAAGUGAGGGGUCUGCGGGGAAUUCGUGUGGCUCGGCUCAGAUGAACUCCUACUCUGACAGCGGCUAUCAGGAUGCCAGCAGUGGUUACCUCAGCAGGCAGAGCCAGGCCAAGGCUGACCUCAAGAUGCAGCAGUCCUUCCCUGUAGCUGGCUCCAGCACAUUAAUGAGGAAUGCCAGGGCUGAGGGACAAGCUUCAUCGCAGGUUCCAGCAGUCACAGCAGCUCUGCCUGGCCGUGCUAUGCGAAGGGUUAGCUCAGUGCCUUCUCGCUCUCACUCGCCAGCCUACGCCAGCAGUAUUUCCCCCUCCCGUGGCUCCCUGCGUACCCCUGUUGGCAGUGCCUACGGCUCCCCAGUCAUAGCGGAACCCAAACCCAUCUCCAACAUCCACUUCACAACCUUGCCCUCUGUGCAGCGCAGCUGCAGCAUCGGCGGCUCACCCUACUCCCCCCAGAAAAACUCCCCUGCAGGGCUGAGACGCAUCAGCUCCACAAACUCUCGCUCCGGCUCCGCCAGCCGAACCACCUCGCCGUAUCAGAUGUCGGCAGGGUCAUCGUCGGGUCGCAUGGGCUCUCCCUUGACGAUGGUUGACGGUGUUAACCCUCCGCUGACAAAGCAACCGACUCACUCUUCAUCUCCAGUCAGGGCUAGCAUGACCGCCGUGCCCCAGCACUACAGCUCCACUCUGCCUCGCUCUGUGCUUCACAACACUGACCCCUAUGGACCUCAGAGUUACGACAUUUAUGAGAGGAUGAAUCGACCUGACAGCCUCACAGAUGCCCUCAUUGAUGGUGAUAUUAAAGGAAUAAGGAGUUCAUAUGCCAGUCAGCACAGCCACCAUGGACAGGAUAUGAGGUCAACAAUCUCCCCAGACCGCCACAUUGCUCCCAUAUAUGAGGAUAGGACGUUCCGGGGUCCGUUAUACCGAAGCCCCAGCCACACCCAGCAGGGAACCCUUUACAGGAGCGGCUCAGGUGUGGGAAGCCUGCAGAGGACGUCCAGCCAGCGCAGUGCCAUGACUUACCAAAGAAACAACUAUGCUCUUAACACAGCAGCCAACUAUGCUGAUCCAUACCGCUCCGCACAGUACCGGCCCUCCGAUAUGAGUUACGCUCGACAAACUCUGCCCAUGGAUGACGGCGCCCCUCGCUCUCCUUCCAUAGACAGCAUUCAAAAGGAUCCCAGAGAGUUUGCAUGGCGUGAUCCGGAGCUAACGGAGGUAAUCCACAUGCUGCAGCAUCACUUCCCCUCAGUGCAGGCCAACGCAGCCGCCUACCUGCAGCACCUGUGCUACGGUGAUAAUAGAGUCAAAAGUGAGGUAUGCCGACUGGGAGGAAUCAAGCAUCUGGUGGACCUGCUCGACCAUAAAGCCGUCGAGGUUCAAAGAAACUCUUGUGGGGCUGUGAGGAACCUUGUUUAUGGAAAAGCUGUCGAUGAAAACAAGAUCGCCGUCAGGAACGCGGGAGGGAUCCCCGCUCUCCUACGCCUGCUGAGAAAGACCGUCGAUGCAGAAGUUCGGGAGCUCGUCACAGGGGUUCUGUGGAACCUUUCUUCCUGCGACGCUGUCAAAAUGACAAUCAUCCGGGACGCCUUAUCCACUCUGACCAACACUGUGAUUAUCCCUCACUCCGGAUGGAGCAGCUCAACCUUCGAUGAUGACCACAAGCUGAAGUUUCACUCCUCCCUGGUGCUAAGGAACACUACAGGUUGCCUUAGGAACCUGAGUUCAGCUGGUGAGGAGGCCAGAAAACAGAUGCGUACCUGUGAUGGCCUGGUUGACUCACUGCUCUACGUCAUCAAAACCUGUGUAAACACUUCUGACUUCGACAGCAAGAUUGUGGAGAACUGCAUUUGCACUCUGAGGAACCUGUCCUAUCGUCUGGAGCUGGAGAUGGUGCCUUCCAGAAUGACAGGCGGCCAGGAACUGGACGGCUUACUGGGCAGAGAGUCGCCCAGUAAAGAGCUGGAGUCCAGCUGCUGGGGCAGGAAGAGAAAAAAGAAGAAAAACAGCCUGCACGAAGACUCAUGGGACGGUGUGGGGCCUAUCCCAGGCUUCUCCAAGUCGCCAAAAGGGGCAGAAAUGCUUUGGCAUCCUUCGGUUGUAAAACCUUAUCUGAUGCUGCUGGCUGAGAGCUCCAACCCGGCCACCCUAGAAGGCUCAGCAGGUUCCCUUCAGAACCUGUCAGCUGGCAACUGGAAGUUUGCAGCUUAUAUCCGUGCAGCGGUUCGCAAAGAGAAAGGGCUUCCGAUCCUGGUGGAACUACUGCGGAUGGACAACGACAGGGUGGUGUGUUCUGUCGCCACAGCUCUGAGAAACAUGGCCCUCGACAUCAGGAACAAGGAGCUUAUAGGGAAGUACGCAAUGAGGGACCUGGUAAACCGCCUCCCUGGGGGGAACACCACCCUGCUGUCAGAUGAGACCAUGGCUGCCAUCUGUUGCACGCUGCACGAGGUCACCAGCAAAAACAUGGAAAACGCGAAGGCCUUGGCCGACACAGGUGGCAUCAAGAAGCUGGUGGACAUCACCAAGGGCAGAGGAGACAGGUACUCAGUGAAGGUGGUGAAAGCAGCAGCUCAGGUGCUGAACACACUAUGGCAGUACAGGGAUCUACGGCCCAUCUAUAAAAAGGAUGGCUGGAACCAAACCCAUUUCAUCACCCCCGUGUCAACACUGGAACGGGACAGGUUCAGGUCCCAACCCACGCUCCCCACCAGCACCAUCCAGAUGUCCCCGCUCAGCCACCCCGCCGCCAGUGCCACAUCAUCUCCUGCAAUGCUGGGCAUCAAGGAGCACAGAGGCUCAAUCAGAGAUUAUCAGAGAGCUCAGUCAACUAUGCAGUUUUAUAAUUACCAAGGAGACGGCAGUAUUCAUAGAAAACAGUAUACAGGGUCUGCUAAAUCUUCUCCUUAUUACUACUCAUCACCCACAAGGGAGGAGCCCAGAAGAACACAGCCUUUGUAUUACUCAGAAGAGGCGAGCCGAAGGAACUACGACACAUACAGGAUGUACGUGCAGCAUCCUCACGGCUACGACGAACCAUACUUAGAGGAAGUCAUCACCUAUCCUCCUACAGCAGACUACAGCUCCCAGCCUCACGGACUGAAAUCCACUUCUAAUUAUGUAGACUAUUACGCUAGCACACGGAGGCCUUCCUACAGGGCAGAGCAGUACCCGGGUUCUCCUGAUUCCUGGGUCUAAGUCCAGACGUGUGUCUGCAUUACAAACAGAGAACUUUUGUCCUGCCGGAUUCUUCUUUCGCCCUGCAGCAGAGCCGAAGAGCAACACAGGAAACUUCUUUCAUGAACUUGGCUUUAUGAGUGUUUGUUCUAAAGUGGAUGUGCUUGUAUGAGAGGGGGGGGUCAGCAGAGCAGCAGCAGAAGGAAAGAUGGGAUGUGUGCCAAAGAGGGAAAUUAUGGAAUGUUUUUAAAGGUUAUUUUUCAUUUAACAGAAUAAGAAGGAAUCAUUCCAGGGAGAUAUCGGACAUUACCAUGAGAAGACUUGUGUCGUAUGUAGAUAUUAGCUUUAUUUUCUCUAAGGAACUCAUAACUGUGAGAGCAUGGUUAAAGGUGUUUGUCACGUAAGCGAGGGUAAGCGGUAAGAGUCGAGAUGUGAGGGAAAAAAUGUAUGUGAAGAAGCCAAAACGGAUCAUGAACUUGUUUCUAAAGAAAUGAAAUUUAAAAAAAACACUAAUUAACUAAUGAUGUUAGAUUGUACAGAGGGAUCAGUUUUUAUCUGUAC
Messenger RNA from Cyprinodon tularosa, 4314 nucleotides. Its product is annotated as plakophilin-4-like. The record is from RefSeq and is a predicted model, not a curated record. Gene Ontology annotation, cellular component: cytoplasm; adherens junction; nucleus. Gene Ontology annotation, biological process: cell-cell adhesion; cell-cell junction assembly. The coding region runs from base 178 to 3774 and encodes 1198 amino acids. Lineage: Eukaryota; Metazoa; Chordata; Actinopteri; Cyprinodontiformes; Cyprinodontidae. The transcript has 23 exons. Gene Ontology annotation, molecular function: cadherin binding.